Messenger RNA from Letharia columbiana, 279 nucleotides. RefSeq lists its product as uncharacterized. The record is from RefSeq and is a predicted model, not a curated record. The coding region runs from base 1 to 279 and encodes 92 amino acids. The transcript is spliced from 2 exons. Lineage: Eukaryota; Fungi; Ascomycota; Lecanoromycetes; Lecanorales; Parmeliaceae. Gene Ontology annotation, molecular function: protein binding.
AUGCCCACCGUCGAUCAAACCGAACUCGUCAGCAGCUUGAGUGACCUCUUUGACUCUUCAAAGUACUUGGACCUCACAAUCCAUUGCGGAUUAGGCGUCUACACGGUCCAUCGCGCUGUCAUCUGUCAACGCUCCGAUUUUUCUGCUGCAGCAUGUGAUUCAGUAUUUAAGGAGCCAAUGACUGUAACAAUCACUGUAGACGAUGACGACCAGUCCACGGUUCGACGCAUGCUGACCUACCUCUACACCCUCGAUCAUGACGACGCAGAUGAUCCCUGA